Messenger RNA from Leishmania mexicana MHOM/GT/2001/U1103, 675 nucleotides. RefSeq names its product conserved SNF-7-like protein. Gene Ontology annotation, cellular component: multivesicular body. The coding region runs from base 1 to 675 and encodes 224 amino acids. The transcript has a single exon. Lineage: Eukaryota; Euglenozoa; Kinetoplastea; Trypanosomatida; Trypanosomatidae. Gene Ontology annotation, biological process: late endosome to vacuole transport via multivesicular body sorting pathway; vesicle budding from membrane. The record is from RefSeq and is a predicted model, not a curated record.
AUGAACCGCCUCUUCGGUAAGGCGAACAACGCCCCCAAGGCAACCUUGGAGGAUGCCAGCAACCGCAUCAGCUGCCGCUCAGACGUCGUCGAUGCCCGCAUCGCCAAGAUCGAUGCCGAGCUGAUGAAGGUGAAGGAGCAGAUCCAGCGCUCGCGGGGCAUGACGCAGAGCCGGUACAAGCAGCGAGCCGUGCAGUUGCUGCAGCAGAAGCGCAUGUACCAGGGUCAGCAGGACAUGAUGAUGCAGCAGCAGUUCAAUGUGGAUCAGCUGCACUUCACGACAGAGACGAUGAAGGACACGCACGUGCAGGUGGACGCGAUGAAGCAGGCGAACAAAGAGCUGCGCAAGGGCAUGAGGAAGCUGGACUUGGACAAGGUUGAGAACCUGCAGGACGAACUCGCCGACCUGUAUGCGGACACGCAGGAGAUUCAGGAAAUCAUGGGCCGCGCCUACAGCGUGCCGGAAGACAUCGACGAGGACGAGAUGCUUGGCGAGCUGGACGCGCUCGACUUCGACAUGGAGAAGGAAAACGACGCUGACUACCUUGCUGAAGCAUUGGCUAUGCCAGGUACGAAGCUGCCCGACGUGCCAACGGACAGCAAGGUUGAUGCAGGCGGUCAGAAGGAGUCGAGUACGGCGGACCCGUACAGCCUCGAGCAGCAGCUGGGCCUGUGA